GCACAAUACUUGAUGCUUGGCUCACACAAACAGCAUCCACUCAUUUUUCCCUUUUCUGUAAUAAAAAACCAUCUCGAAUUUUUACGAUUUUCAGUCCACCCUCCUUUUUUUGUUUCGCGGCUUCGACUUUCCCACGCCGAUCAUCGCGGGAAAGUUGUUUCGGCUAAAUUAUGUGAUCGUGUUUGUUAAUGCGUACGCGAGUGCGCGACUGUAGACUAAAACAAAUUAUAUGUUGAAUCGAAAGUAUGACAAAACUCCCUUGAACUUAGGGGUUUCCGGUAGCGUUUUCGUCUCGUUGACCCGUUCACCAUUGAGUCGCCGAGUUCCUCGUACCGUUCGGACUCAGGGCCGGACCUCGUCGAUCGUAUCGCCGAGGACUUCAGCGAUUCUGAGGACGAUUUUAUACAAAAUACUUGCGACAGCUUCGUCGUGUUGAUGAGCGACUCCUUUGAAGUUAUAUCCUUGCCGGCCGAAAUGAUGCAGCCGGCAAGUUACGGCAAAAAGAGCAAUACGUGGUAUGCAACCCCCGGUGGGGGAGCAAGCAGAGGCGGAGGUGCUGCUACCGGAUUGGGUGGGGGUGCAGGAGUCGGAGUGUGGCAAAGUAGGAGUACCCCGGCGGUGGCAAGUCUUAGCAGGAAAGCGUCUAUCACCGAGGAAGCACCUCCUCCCGGGGGUGGAAAACCCUCUUCCGGUCGCGUCAUUCGCAUUGUCAACAACCUCGAUCACACGGUUCAAUGUCGGGUGCUCUUGAAUCUUCGGACGUCCCAGCCAUUCGAGGAAGUGCUCGAGGAUCUGGGCCAAGUGCUCAAAAUGAACGGGGCCAAGAGAAUGUUUACUGUCUCAGGGCAAGAGGUGCGAAGUUUCUCGCAAUUAAGAAACGAAUUCGCCGACGUGGAUACGUUUUAUUUGGGGACUGGAUUGGGGACCGGAAUGGGUACGGCCAUGGGUUCCCCGGCGAGGAGGGCCAGGUCUCGUGGACCACCUACAGUUGUUGAGGAUAUAAGCCGACAAAGGAGGACGCGAAGCAAGAGCAGACCUCGUGCAUUGUACGCCCCUGAAUCUGAAGUAGUACGAAUCAAUGACUAUAGUGUUGUAGAAGUACUACGCGAAGAACCAGCGAGGGUGACAAUUAGAGGUUUAAGGCGAUCUUUUUAUCCACCAGCACACCUUGCACCUGUCGAUAAUUCACCACCGGAUAAAAAAUUACAAUUAGAAUGGGUUUACGGGUAUCGGGGAACCGAUACUCGCAGAAAUCUUUGGGUACUGCCAAGUGGAGAACUUCUUUACUACGUUUCUGCCGUUGCUGUUCUCUUUGAUAGGGAAGAAAAUGCUCAACGACAUUACGUUGGCCACACGGAGGAUAUCACCUGCAUGGAGGUCCAUCCUAGCAGAGAAUUAGUAGCUUCCGGUCAAAGAGCUGGAAGGCAUAGAAAAGCACAACCACAUGUCCGUAUUUGGUCAACCGAAACUCUCCUCACCCUUUAUGUUUUUGGAAUGACAGAAUUUCAAUUGGGUGUUUCUGCUCUCGCUUUUUCACAACUGAACGGUGGUAGUUAUGUUCUCGUCGUCGACGCCGGCAGAGAAGCAAUACUUUCGGUAUGGCAAUGGCAAUGGGGUCAUUUACUAGGAAAAGUAGCGACUCUGCAGGAAGAUUUGACGGGGGCAGCUUUUCAUCCUCUUGAUGACAAUCUCCUAAUAACACAUGGUCGGGGUCACUUAACAUUUUGGAAUCGAAGGAAGGAUGGGUUCUUUGAAAGGACAGAUAUUAUUAAACCUCCUUCCCGAACACAUGUAACGAGUAUCCAAUUCGAACAAGACGGUGACGUCGUCACAGCCGAUAGUGACGGAUUUAUUACAGUUUAUUCCGUCGAUGCAGAUGGAGCCUAUUUUGUUCGAAUGGAAUUUGAGGCUCACAAUAAGGGUAUUAGUUGCCUAGUGAUGCUUUCAGAAGGAACUUUGCUUUCCGGUGGAGAAAAGGAUAGAAAAAUCGCUGCUUGGGAUUCAUUACAAAACUACAAACGAAUAACAGACACUAAGUUGCCAGAAUCUGCUGGAGGGAUCCGGACUAUUUAUCCUCAACGUCCAGGGAGAAACGAUGGUAACAUUUACGUUGGAACGACUCGAAAUAAUAUUUUGGAAGGUUCACUUCAAAGAAGAUUUAACCAGGUUGUUUUCGGCCAUGGGAGGCAACUGUGGGGGUUGGCUGUUCAUCCAGACGACGAAGUUUUUGCCACUGCUGGUCACGAUAAAAAUAUCGCUUUGUGGAGACGACACAAGUUGCUCUGGACAACUCAGGUUGGAUUCGAGUGUAUUUGCAUAGCAUUCCAUCCCUUCGGGGUUGCUUUAGCUGCAGGUUCUUCAGAAGGACACCUUCUGGUUCUCGCAGCUGAUACAGGAGCCGCAGUUGCGACUUUAAGAGUCUGCGGAUCUCCUUUAUCCUGUAUCGGAUACAAUCCUACCGGUGAAAUGGUAGCGAUGGGCUCCCAGAACGGAAGCGUCUACCUAUUCAGGGUAUCGAGGGAUGGAUUUUCUUACAAAAAGAGUAACAAGAUUCGAGGAACUCAACCUUUAGCUCAACUGGAUUGGAGUUCUGAUAGUCGAUUCUUGCAAACUGUGACUCAAGACUACGAUCUGGUCUUUUGGGAUAUUAAAUCUUUGUCUUCGGAAAAGAGUCCUAUCGUUAUGAAGGAUGUCAAAUGGUACACUUACAAUUGUACAGUUGGAUACAUGGUCUCAGGGAUGUGGAACAAUCGGUACUAUCCCCUAACGACAGUUGUUACAACAGCAAGUCGUUCAGCGGCUCACGACAUGCUCGUGAGUGGAGACGCUGAAGGAUAUAUUCGGCUCUUCAAAUAUCCUUGCACGAGUCCAAAAGGCGAAUACGUCGAGGAAAAAGUCUAUAGUUCGCUUGUGGCAUGUGCUCGAUUUUUAUACAACGACCAAAACGUCGUCACCGUCGGUGGCACAGAUGCUGCCCUGAUGCUCUGGGAACUCGUCGACGAGUAGAUCAUCAGAACCUCAUUUUGAGCUAAUGACCUUUGAACCCGUCUCCUCAUCGGAGAUGAGUUUCAACUUUCGUGUCUUUCUGACCUCCCAGGUCGAAAUAUUCUUAAACGCUGGUGCGUUGUUUACUGGAAGUAGAAAUGGCAUCACUUCCUCCUAGAAUCGACACUUUAAACUGAAUGCAAAACCAAUUUGCAGGAAUUCAGUUGAUGAAAACAUCUUUGUGAACUGGGGCCUGCACCGAUUUUGCUUAACGUCUAAGUGUAAGACAAAAUUCCCACCGAUAAUCUAGAAUUGGUAUAAAAAAUUACGGAUUAAAUAUUUGUUUAAAAAUUAAAUAAUAUUUAGAAGAGACUCAUGAGCUACUUAAAUUUUAAGUAAAAGCGGUGCAAUCUAUAGAAGCCCUUCCGAGUUCACUUGAAAUAAAACACGGAAUGCUAGAAGAUAGCAGAUUAUAGUCAAUAUUGACUAGACAAAUAUUUAAACGAUUUUUCUCCCAGACAUGUAAAUUUACAAAAUCAUUUAAAUUAGACUCGAGGUAACGAGAUUAGGAUCUUAAUUAUUCACAUCCCAGAGUCUUAAUGGAAUAAAACUAAAUUUUUUAAAUCUUUUCAAUAUAUUGACGUGACUCCAUAACCCGGAAUAAUUGACGAUUUCAGCAAGAUUUAAAACAGGAUUGUGACAUAAAACAAAGGCUGAAUUGUUACAAUAUCAAUCUAUAACAACUACUUGAUGAAAAUUUCAUAAGAUCUGAGAUUAAUUCUGAUAUUUUCGAAUUAAAACUAACAAUACACAGAUUUUUUUAUACAGCUGGUCUGUCGAGUUUGUUCAGUAUUUUUUAUCAGCUUUUAAAAUACAUAUUUGUUUCUUCUAAUUAAACUUAAUUUUAAACUUUUAAUAUAUAGACAAAUUGUGAAGUAAUUUCCAACUCGAAAUAAUUAUAUGCGACCCAGGGUGUCUGCUCAAAUCCUGGAAAAAAAUUCCUUGACUAUUCCAGAUUAUUUCCAGGUAUUUUUUCUAACAAUUAACUUGGAAAUAACUUUUUUUAUUUGUAAAAAUAAAAGAAGAAAUUGUCAACCAAAUAUGGAAUGGUUAAAUU
This is a messenger RNA of Belonocnema kinseyi, 4102 nucleotides long. It is a transcript of the gene DCX-EMAP, whose product is annotated as echinoderm microtubule-associated protein-like CG42247. Bases 436 to 3006 code for a protein of 856 amino acids. The transcript has 15 exons. The record is from RefSeq and is a predicted model, not a curated record. Gene Ontology annotation, biological process: intracellular signal transduction; microtubule cytoskeleton organization. Lineage: Eukaryota; Metazoa; Arthropoda; Insecta; Hymenoptera; Cynipidae. Gene Ontology annotation, cellular component: mitotic spindle. Gene Ontology annotation, molecular function: microtubule binding.